This is a messenger RNA of Corticium candelabrum, 3639 nucleotides long. Its product is annotated as E3 ubiquitin-protein ligase RBBP6-like. Lineage: Eukaryota; Metazoa; Porifera; Homoscleromorpha; Homosclerophorida; Plakinidae. The coding region runs from base 197 to 3451 and encodes 1084 amino acids. Gene Ontology annotation, biological process: ubiquitin-dependent protein catabolic process; protein ubiquitination. The transcript has 10 exons. The record is from RefSeq and is a predicted model, not a curated record. Gene Ontology annotation, molecular function: zinc ion binding; nucleic acid binding; ubiquitin protein ligase activity. Gene Ontology annotation, cellular component: nucleus.
UAUUGCGUCAUAGGACGUACUACGUACUCGGUUGCUGUGGCGCGGUCUUUUCUUUCUCUGUGUGUCUGUCUGUGUGCUCGUUUACGUCCCAUUUCGUCUUCUUUUUGCCGCUGCGCUGUUGCUGAGUGGUAGAUUUCUCUCGCGUCAGCCGUUGGUGUUCGUCUAGUGAGUAGAACCAGUUAUUGUCGUUUUCGUCAUGUCCUGUGUCCACUACAAGUACAGAAACAGUCUGGACUACGACACUAUUACGUUCGAUGGUCUUCACAUAUCUUUGGACGAUCUCCGUAAAGCAAUUGCGAAACAAAAGAAGCUCGGCAAAUCGACCGACUUCGUUCUGCAAGUUAUCAACGCACAAACGAAAGAAGAAUACAAAGGUGACAACACUUUAAUUCCAAGGAAUGCGUCUGUAAUUGUUCGACGAGUUCCAGUGGGAGCAGGAGGAAGCGAAGACGGCGGAAGUCUUGCAGCAGACAGCCAGGCAAAAUCAACAGACUUGAGCAAGACUGCAGACUUAUCGAAAGCUAUGGGGACCGAAGAGGAGAAAAUGAAAGCAAUGAUGGCUCAGUCAACAGAAGACUAUGAUCCAUCAAAAUACCAGAAGAUACGUUAUCGUCCUCCAUCAUCAUCAUAUGUCUGCUUUCGAUGUAGCAAACCCGGCCAUCACAUUAGAAACUGCCCCAUGAAUGGAAUCAAGCGAGCCACUGGUAUACCUCAGAUAUUCAUGAAAGCAGCAGAAAAUGCUGAUGUUCCUGGUGCCAUGAUAACUUCAGGCGGAAAGCUAGCUGUACCCGUUAUCGACAGUGUGGCGUAUAGUAAAGGCAAGAAAGCUACGGAUAGAGAUUUUCCUGUAGGCGCCAAAGUUGCAUCAGCUCCUGUAGUACAAAGAGUGCAACGUAAUAUUCCUGAAGAAAUGAUCUGUCCUCUGUGUCGGAAGCUGAUGACAGAUGCAGUGCUGAUACCUUGCUGUGGACGAAGCUACUGUGAUGAUUGCAUUAGAAACCAUCUGUUGGAAAACAAGUUUGUCUGCCCUGAACCCGACUGCAAAGAAACUAACGUCUCACCUGAUAAUCUCAUUCCUAACCGAUCUCUCAGAAAGGCUAUCAAUAAUUUUCGAAAUGGAGUGUCUGGGGCUAAAGGAGCAUCAGGAUUAAAACCGUCUCAAACAGAUGUUGAGCAGAAACCACCAAAGGCAGAGGCAGCUGCAUCGAAAGAUGUGGUUUCAGCUAAUGAAUCACAAGCAAGAAAAGAGGAUUCUCAAAAGAAGUCUCCAGUAGUUGAUGAAGGUAGUAGAGAUUCAACACCUGAGGCUGAUACGGAGUUGUCAAAACCACCAGAUCAUGUACCAGCUGCCAAACUACAUCCAGGAAAGGUUGAACAGUUUCCACACCUUGCACCUCCUCCAAUAAUGUCACGAAUGCCAGGCUACCUUCCUCCUCCUGGUCCUUUGUAUCCUGCCAUGGUAGAAGUACCAGGUCAUGGCAUUCCUUAUCCACCAGUCUUGCCACCUGGUCCUGUACCGCUUUCAUUUGGUCCUCAACCUCCAUUUCCAGGUCCUGGUCCCGGAAUGGUCAUAGAUCCUGGUCAUAUGUCCAGGUUGGAUGAACCACCUCCAAUGUCAGCUGAUGAAUUUUAUAGACACAAACUAGAGAUGAUGAAGCAGAUGGGUCAUUCAUCAUCCAGUUAUUCAUCACGAUCAUCUACUUCUAGUCGACAUUCAUCAUAUUCUAGGUCAUCGUCUUCAUCUCGUUCUCUCUCGUAUUCACCUAAACGUCAUCGAUCUAAACGUUAUGAUCGGUCUCGGUCAAGGUCUCUUUCUGUGUCAAGAAGACACCGCAGACGUAAGUCGCCUGCAUCUUCACAUCGAAGGAAUCAGUCUGGUUCACAUCGUAUAUCAAAACAUCGACAUCAAGACAGUGCUAAACGAACGGGAAGGCACAGAAAAAGAAAAUCACCAAGGAGAUCACGGACUCCUGUGAAACGCUAUUCGCGCUCCCCUCUUUAUGAUACGUCAAGAUCAGGCAGUCGGAUGAAACAUGGAACUGAACAUAAACCAAAGCACAGAAAGCGUUCAAGAAGUGCUUCUCCAGACAUUGUGAAGGUGAAGAGGAAAGAGAAGACAUUGAAACACAGCAGAGAAUUUAAGGAAGAGCGCACACAGUCUGCAAGGAAAGACAAUCCAAAGGCAGGGAGAGAAAAGAAACGAGCUAAAUUAGAGAAGGUAAAGGUGAAGAAUGUCACAACUGAACCUAGAGAGUUGCAUGAACAGAAAGUAUCACCAGAAGGGCAAUUGUCAGGUGAGGUUGGUGUUUCCGAUUCAGUAGCUAUCACAGACAAUUGUCCUACAGCAGCUGCUGUUGAAAGUGAUGUAAUUGCAGAAUCCCAAUCACUUAACUUGGGGCAUGUGCAAUCUCCAAAGUCAUGUAAUGAUCCAUCUGAUAAUCAUAUGUCAGAAACUGAGGAAAAGAACACAACUGAGGAAAAGAACACAACUGAGGAAAAGGGCACAACUGAGGAAAAGAGCCCAACUGAAGAAAAGAGCCCAACUGAAGAAAAGAGCACUGUCAUUGUACAACAAGAGCCUGUUAUAGAAACUGAGACAAGUAGUAGAGAUUCGGAUGCUAAUGAGGCUCACAGAACAGUAGAAACUGUAAGCGAGAGACUCACAACAAAGUCACGUCCAACAAAGGCAGUGGAUAGUUUACUGAAAGCUAGUACUGGCUUGUUAAAAGCAGCUGUAAUGGGUGCUAUAGCUGAUGCCCGGCAGCAUCAGAAGAAAGCACAACAUACACCAAAGCACAAACAUCUAAAACGUCAAAGAGCAGAACAACAACAAAGAGAUAUGUCUUCCAAUGAACGGGAGCCUAAGACAGUAAAUUCUUCAAAACCUGUGGUCUUUACAAAAAGUGAAGAAAUGGUUUCUAAAUUACUACAUGCAGCAAAGAAAGAAACAGCAGCUGUUCUAAAACCCCACAAGAAAGUUAUUAGGCAUCCAAAGAAUGUAGCUCAAGUAGAAAAGCCAAAUUUUCCUACAGAGAAGAGACCAGAAAAGCAAAGUCCUGAAGGUGGUCACAUGCAAGGGCAGGAAUCUGAGUCUCUUCAUGCAGAAUGUCGAGAAUCUCCAACAGAGAAUGUAGCAGCAUCAGUUGAAACCAAACCACAGAAGGAAGACACUGCUAGCCACAUUGCUUCACACAAACGGGCCAUGUCAGAAGGGGUUGCUGAUGUUACUGGUGAAAGUGCUUUAGGUGGCUCCGAGGCUGAUCACUCACCUGAAGUUGUAGACUCUGUUCUUCAUGAAGUCAAACAUAAAAACAAAAUGAAGAGAAAGAAACACCACAAACACCAUAAACAUCGACGUCACAGCAAGAGUAAGUAUAAUGAAGGGAGCAGAGAAGAAACAGAAGAGAUGGGAGAUUCAGAAAGCCGACUUGCUGAGGCAGAAACAGCAUAACUAUAUUUUUCAUGGGGUUGUAUUGGUAUUGCAUGGUGGUGUCAUUAAAGUUGGGUAUUUCUAUUAUUACUAAUUUAAACACAGUACACUACCACCAGAUUCUUCUAUGUAGUCAUUCUAUUGUACAAAUGGCUGUAAUACAAAAUCUUUAAAACAAACAAUACAACAUCACUGUCACUGUCACACAA